AUGGCAAAUGCUGGUAAGAAAAGCAGCGAAAACGAGCCUGUGAGCUUUUUGCCGCAGGGAAAAUACCUGAAACCGGAGGAAAUUGAGUAUGAAUUCGGCGGGAAGUUGGGUGUUGUCGGAAUGAUGAUUGGGUUUCCUUUGCUAAUGUGGUACAUGUGGAUUUGUGCUGAGUUUUACCACGGUACAAUUGCGCUGCCAGCUGAGGGGCAAUCAUGGCCUCAAUUUGUCGGCCAUUUGUACGGGCUAUUUUUGGAGCAUGGAGUUCCAAGCCGGUAUGCGUGGACCGUUUUCAUGAGUUUCUGGGUGGCCCAAAUUGUUUUUUAUUACACGUUGCCGGGAGUGGCGACGAAAGGUCAACCGCUUACGCAUUUGAAGAACAAACAAUUGCCCUAUUAUUGCAAUGCUAUGUGGACUUUUUACACUACGAUCACAUUGGUACUUGCUUUGCAUUUCUCCGGCCUGUUCAGAUUGUACACUAUUUUGGACAUGUUCGGCGAAAUUAUGACUUGCGCGAUUAUUUCCGGGUUUACUUUCUCCAUUGGGCUUUACCUAUGGUGCUUGUUCAUUUCUGGUGAUUACCACCGCAUGACAGGCGAUCAUUUGUACGAUUUUUUCAUGGGUGCUCCACUCAACCCGAGGUGGGGGAUCCUGGAUCUCAAGAUGUUUUUUGAAGUCCGUUUGCCCUGGUUUACCCUUUUUUUCCUCACGUUAGGCGCCGCACUCAAACAAAUCGACCAAUACGGCUAUCUGACGCCUCAAAUGGGUGUCAUUUUACUCGCGCAUUGGCUUUACGCCAAUGCAUGUGCCAAGGGCGAAGAAUUGAUCGUUCCUACCUGGGACAUGGCCUAUGAGAAGUUCGGGUUCAUGCUCAUUUUCUGGAAUAUCGCGGGUGUGCCUUACACCUAUUGCCAUUGCACUUUGUACCUACAUUACCACGAGCCUUCCGAGUACAAUUGGUCCUGGCAAUACAAUCUGGCACUUUACGUGACGUUGCUAGGUGCAUACUACUUCUUUGACACUGCCAACGGCCAAAAAAAUUCGUUCCGCAAACACUUAGCUGGUGACAAGACUGUGCGCAAGACGUUUCCUUAUUUGCCAAAACAAGUCUUGACAAAUCCUAAAUAUAUGACCACGAAGAACGGCUCCUGCUUGAUGAUCGACGGCUGGUACAAAUACGCCAGGAAGAUCCAUUACACUGCCGACUGGAUUCAAUCUUUGGUUUGGGCCCUGUCCUGCGGUUCCAACUCUGUUUUCCCAUGGUUUUUCCCUGCUUUUUUCUUGAUCGUCUUGAUUCAUAGAGCACUAAGGGAUCAGGCCAAGUGUCGCAAGAAGUAUGGUGAUGAUUGGAAAGCUUACUGCAAAGAAUGUCCAUAUUUAUUCAUCCCAUAUGUCGUUUAA
This is a messenger RNA of Lachancea mirantina, 1398 nucleotides long. The record is from the annotation of a GenBank genome assembly. Lineage: Eukaryota; Fungi; Ascomycota; Saccharomycetes; Saccharomycetales; Saccharomycetaceae.